CUUUCCUCGCCUCCCUCCCUCCCUCCCCCGCCGCUCGCAUUUCCUCCCUGCACCUUUAAGAAGCACAUUGCCCGCCGCUGGGAUGGGGUGUGCUAAAGCUGCACAGAGGAAGUUACGCAGCCCGGAUCAGGCACGGGGAUAAAAGCUCCGCUGGGGAUUCAAACGGGACCGCAGCCUCGGCGCUAACUUGAGAAGGGAGCCGGGCAUCGAGCACGGCUCCGGCUGUCCUCCGGGGGGGUCUCCCCGGCCCCGAAGUUGGCGGCUCCGCCGGGAGUCCCCCCCCCCCCCCGCCGCAGAGCACCCCCCCCGGUGCAGCCUGCUAAUGAACUCUCCCUUUGCCCUGAUCAUGCAAGAGGAACAAGACCUCAGGUAGCAGCAUGACUUGGAGCUGAAGGCUUGGGACCUCGAUGCUCUGUUGCCAAAAGGAACAGUCAGACAAACCUCCGUACGCCAGCGCCUCACCAGAGCUGCAAGGAGCAGAGGGAGAAGCAGCGAGGCCGUCGCUGCUCCCACCAAUGUGCUGAGCACCCAGCAGCCUGCUCAGACCCCUGCAGAUGCCACCCCCUGACACAGUAACGCUGAUGCCAUCACCUUCUGGGAGAAGGGGAGGCUAGCCCCAUAGAGCCCCUCCUGCCAGAGCCGCACUGACGACCAGAUGCUGUAGUUAUCUCACAUACUAAUGUUCAAAAGCCCCAAUAAUUAUUUCAAGCAGACCCCGGGUUAAGGCACUUUACCCAACGACGCAUCUGCAGCAGACAAGAAGGUGGAGGAAAACCUGAUCCAGCACCAUCUCGCAGCCUCUCCAAUUUACUGCUAUCAAAUUUCAUCAGCAACUCAGAACUUGAUCUUUCUAUUGAUUGACUGGAGUCACCUCUAGAUAUUUUCAUGCUGAUUUGGAAGCCCUUUCAUACAAUAAAAGCAGAAAAAAUGAGGUUAAGGAAGACUUUUGACCACUGAACAGCAAUUCCAGCCAAAACUUUCCGAAUCAAGUAAUUUGCAAAGUUGGCUUCUGCGCCGAGAGAAGCUCUCUGUGUCUGAACACGGCAUACAAAGUGGGAUCAUUCCUGUCCUCGCCUUGAUCUCCUUGGACUGGAUCAUCUUUAGAUGAGGAGUUUCCAUGCUGAUCCUGAGAGCAACCCCUAGCCCAGUAGCUGCCUUCCUCAGGACUCUUGGCACUGCCCUUGCCCUGGGAUCCCGCACUCGGCCGCAGCUGCCAUGCUGUACUUGCUUGCUCUCCUUCUGCACCGUCUCCCCUUGGCCAUGGGACAGUAUGACAUUUGCAAGUCCUGGGUGACCACAGACGAUGGCCCGUCAUGGGAGUUUUAUGCUUGUCAGCCCAAGGCCAUGCGGAUGAAGGAUUAUGUGACAGUGAGAGUGGAUCCGGCAGGAAUCACCUGUGGGGACCCUCCGGAGCGGUUCUGCACCCAUGAGAAUCCGUACCUGUGCAGCGACGAGUGCGAUGCCUCCAACCCUGACCUGGCCCACCCGCCCAAGCUCAUGUUUGACAGCGAGGACGAAGGGCUGGCCACGUACUGGCAGAGCGUGACGUGGCGCCGGUACCCGGAGCCACUGCUGGCCAACAUCACGCUGUCCUGGAACAAGAGCAUCGAGCUGACGGACGACAUCGUGAUAACCUUCGAGUACGGCCGGCCCACCAUCAUGAUGCUGGAGAAGUCGCUGGACAACGGGAGGACUUGGCACCCGUACCAGUAUUAUGCAGAUGACUGCAUGGAGGCCUUCAGCAUGCCAGCACGGAGGGUCCGGGACCUCUCCACCACCAGUGCCAACAGGGUCCUCUGCACAGAGGAGUAUUCCCGCUGGGUGGGAUCCAAAAAGGAGAAGACUGUCCGGUUCGAGGUACGGGACCGCUUUGCCAUCUUUGCUGGCCCUGACCUCAAGAACAUGGACAACUUGUACACCCGGCUGGAGAGCGCCAAAGGGCUCAAGGACUUCUUCACCGUGACUGACCUGAGGAUGAGGCUGCUGAGGCCAGCCCUGGGGGGCACCUACGUGCAGAGAGAGAACCUGUAUAAGUACUUCUACGCCGUCUCCAACAUUGAAGUCACUGGCAGGUGUAAAUGCAACCUCCAUGCUAAUCUGUGCACCUUCAAAGAGGGCAGCCUUCAGUGCGAGUGUGAGCACAACACCACGGGGCAGGACUGCGGCAAGUGCAAGAAGAACUUUCGCUCCAGGUCUUGGCGAGCAGGAUCCUACCUGCCUCUCCCCAACGGGUCCCCCAACGCAUGUGCAGCUGCAGGCUCAGCCUUUGGCACAUUUGAGCGACCGCAGCGGGUUACCACUGCAAAAACGACCACUGCAAAAACCACCACCACCCCCACCAGCACCACCAGCACCACCACCAUCACCAGUACCCCCCUACCUGCCACCACCACCACCCAGCCAGCAAGCAUCAUCAGACCAGCCUCUGAGCUCGCUGCCUCUGUGCCCGUCAAAGAGAGACGGAAAAAAACAGCUGUUCAGCGCCCAACAAAUGCAGCAGCCCUCGGACCUAAGCUGAAGCCACCAGAGCCUCCCAAGAACAUUCGAGUGGCCCCGAAGAGCAAAGCAGGGCGCACAGCACACUCCGCAGGCAAGAAGCACAAGAAGAAGCCAGCAUCCUCAAACAUCUCCAAACUCAUCCGGCUCAAACCAGACUCUGGCCCAGUGGCUCCUAUCGAAACAUAUAAAGACUGCGAGUGCUACGGCCACUCCAACCGCUGCAGCUACAUCGACUUCCUCAACGUGGUGACCUGCGUGAGCUGCAAGCACAACACGCGGGGCCAGCACUGCCAGCACUGCCGCCUGGGCUUCUACCGCAACAGCUCGGCGGAGCUGGACGACGAGAAUGUAUGCAUAGAAUGUAACUGCAACCAGAUCGGCUCCCUGCACGACCGCUGCAACGAGACCGGCUACUGUGAAUGCAAAGAAGGUGCCACGGGGCCCAAGUGCGACGACUGCCUGCCCAACUACUACUGGAGGCAGGGCUGCUUCCCCAACGUCUGUGAUGAGGAGCUUCUGCUCUGCCAGAAUGGUGGCACCUGCUACCAGAACCAGCGCUGCAUCUGCCCCGUGGGCUUCAAGGGGGUCCUGUGCCAGCAAUCACGGUGUGAAGCCGACAAAAAGGACUGCGACGGUGCCCCCAGCGUGCACGCCGGCCUCGGCACCGUCCUCCUUGGUGUGCUCGCCCUCCAGCUGUGUGGCUUCGUGGACCUCUGAGGCCUGGGAGGAGGGAGCCCAGCCAAGGCACAUCACCCGAGGGACCUGGGGAGCCCGAGGUAAUGGGUGGCUCUCCCCACCGGCUCCUCCGCCUUCCUUCACGCUAGGACUUGCACAACGUCUUUCGGUCCACUUUCCAAGCAGAGAGGUACGCAGAAAACCAGGGGCCGACUCCUGCCCACGAAACCAUCCCGGCUGUGGCCGGGGCGGCCGCAGCACCACACCGGCUGCUGAGCAGCAGCGAGGGGACUGCACCAGUGCACACCAGUGCACACCAGUGCCGCGGCCCCGCAGGGACCCGUGGCCCAUCCUUCCUCCUGCGCAGCGAUGCUCCUUCCCUGCUCUGCACAGGGCAACUGGGGGCCGCCAGGGCCCUGGUGAAACAGUGCCGCGAUCCGAGGGAUAUUUUUUUUACGAUUAAUUUAUUUACUUUGGUAUAGGCUGGGGUGUUCUUUUUGUUCCUUUUUUUUUAAACCCCUCUCUUAGUGUCCCAUUUUGAAAGAACCUGUCAUGGUACCGCCAGAGCCCCACCACACUACAGGGAGGGAGGGCAGAGGGGGCUCUGGUCCAUCCUUGCUGCAUAGUCUCACAUCCCACUGGCGGCUGGGCCAUCCACGUGCUGUUGCCUACAGCUCCAGUUGCUGCAUUGAUUUUGUAUUUCAUUGACGGGUUUUGUUUUCUUGCACUUAAGGAGAACAUAGGGGGCCAUCAGGCAUAUGGUAUGUGAGGAAUGCAGUGUCUUAUCCACACAUUUCCGCCGUAUAGUGUACGGUUUAAAUACUUUUUUUUUUUUUUUGGUAGAGACUUAUUUUUCUUUGGAUUAAAUGUUAUAAAAAAAACACAACUUAAAGGGAUGUUUUGCCAUGAGCAUUUGAUGAUGGUGUACUCUCCUACAGUAAAGCAACUAUCAACUGCUGCUCGAUCACCCCGUUUUCCUUUUUGUGUGCACAGUUAAUUACAGGUAAAGACUUAUUUUUUGAUUCAUAAUGUCCUCUUGUGUUUUCUGAGCCACUACCAAGGUGCAGCACAUGGCGAGGGAGAAGGGAGGGAGAGAGGGGUUGCUCCAUCACUGAGAGCCAUUAAUUAUUUCUCCUAAUUACUUUGCUGAACUUAGGUUACACUACUAUCUGUAGACAAUGAACAAAGCCUGAAUGAUAUAUUAACCGCCGGUCUUGUGCUGAAAUGCCAUUUCCAAAUGAGCCUGCAGCAGAAGGUUGGAGAGGCUGGGGAUAUUUCUCUGGGGGGGGAUCUCAGCUGUCCAACCCCGCUGCAUCACCCCACAGAGCAGGUGCUGUGGUGCAGAAAAAGCUGUUUAUUUCAAUAUCUUCAAGCAGCCAUAGCCAGGGACUUCAGUGUAGAACUCAUAGAGAAUCAGCUCAUUUAAGGCGCGUAAACGUGCUGCUACCAGAGGAAGUGUAUGCAGUCAAGCAUGUAAAAGAAGGCAGGAGAAACCUGAGACAAGAAAUAAGGGAACUCGGUCAGAACAACAGGAGCAUCAUCAACACAAGAAAUUUAAUUUUGUCAUAGCCAAAGCCUUACCAAGCCAGGAGCUGGUUGCACCAGCAGGAUGCGGCCCUCCUGCCCUCUGAGCCAGCCCAGGAGCCCCACGCGACCCUUGCUGGAGCCCCCCUGGCAUUUCCAGGUCUGGUGUCCUUGCCUGAGUGCUGCUCCAAGAAGUUAUCUCAAUCUGUCUGUUCUGUCUCAGCACGCUCUGUUGUCCUGUCCCUACAGCUCACACUCAUCACUUGCGGCUGGCACUGGGAACGGACCAAGUUUUGAAAGGCCAGGAGGCUGUGGCAUUGUCCAGCAGAAACUGCACCCAGCCAGCACCCCCAGCGUGCAGCCACCUCCGCCAAGAGGGAGGCGGUGAACUCUUCUUACAAGAAGCAGAAGAAAACUGGAGUGAAGGCACAAGACAGAUACUGGCACAUCAAAGAGCAACAUGAAGAAAUGUGGGGCCUAUUUUGAGUGGCCAGGACAUGUUUAACAUCACAGGGGAAGGUCACGGGGCUUAAUUAAUCCACCACAAAAGAAGUGAGGGUUAAACUCACCCUCACUCACAGAUUUGAUUUCUGAGGGAGUGGGCUGACACAAGCAUUUCCUCCCUUUAAUGCAGUCAUUUGCUGUCUGUUGCUAUUGACACUUGCUCUUUCUUUGUACUUUCUUACUGAGAUAUAUUUAAAAUCCUCAUAUGCUACCGUUCGUACAAGUAGUAACACAGAACAGACUGUAACAAGAUCAAGAUCUCUAAUGGCACUUCUGGAAGGUGAAGCACACAUUCUCCUCUCCCUGCACUAGUGUUUUUCUCUAGCAAAUUAGAUUAAGCAACAGAAAAUUUACUACUUCAUAAAGCUAUAUCCCAGACAAGCUCUGCAGCCAGCAGCUUCCCUGCAAUUGCACACUUUUAUUGAGAUGCAAGCAGGAACGUGUCAAGGAGCAACAGCACCUAAUUCCUGUAGAAAAUAACCACGGGAGAGCACAACAAAGCUCAGAACAGCCCAAGAGAGAUGGCUGUAGGCGAUAUACCACUACACUAGCCCUUGGGGAUUUUCCUUUGGUUGAUCGGGUGUUGUUUGGUUGCGUUUGGGGUUUUCUUUUCUUUUACGAUAAAAUGUCUCUGGCUUCCUAACCAAGUCGCAAAGUUGGUGCUACCUUCCUGUGAAGCCCAAGUACCUCUAAUGUUCAGUCCUGGACCUCUUUAACCAAAGCCUGCUGAAUAGUUUAGUAACUGCAAGCAGACAUGGACAGCUGUGGUGCUAAUCCUCCUGCAGUUCUGCCAGAGGACACUUGAAAAACGUUCAGGAAAGAAGAGAAACCAAACACAAGCCCACCCUCCAUCCUACCCAUACCAUCCUUAGGCUCUUGCUACUGGUGCAGAAGCACAGAGCUCAGAAAUAGAAAUUGCAAAGGACAAACGCUCCAGACUUCAUCUCCCAGAGGAAAUUAAGUGGCAUGCAGCCUGUGAGCAGGAGCAGAGGCAGAGGAGCGAGUUCUAGCCUGGGCAGUCAACCUCCUGAUCUCCUCUCCCAGCUGCUGCAUGGGGCUACCCCUGCUUGCUGUGCGUCAGGAUGCUGCGUUGCCUGCCCACAUGUGCUAAACAACUUAAAACUCCCAACAGAAAUCACUACAAGACAGGAAAAGAUAAUCUCACACCAGACUUAUGCCUGGUAUUUAAGAAAAUAAAGCGACAGAAAGCUUCCGCACUGAAAACCCCUUAGCUGCAGCCAUCAGUUGGCAGAGAGGUGUGCACAGAGAAUGGAGCGUUAUUGAAAUCAGACGGAGAGAAACCAGCACAGCAAGUACCUGCGGAGCCUGAAGUUCUUUAAGAGACAUUUGUGCAUUAAUGGGGAAGUUGUCCUAAACGGGACAAGCUGUCCAACAAGCUUGCUACUUCACUAGUGGAAGGUUAACCAACGGGUACUUCUCUUUCCGAGAAAAGCCACUUGCGCUCUUUCAAGAGGUUUUCAUGUGUAUCCUGUCGCCCGCGUGCAGCCGGCAUUUGAUUCCUUUGAAAAAGUUUUUAAAUUACACUUCUGUCUGCAAAAAGGUGACCUCUUCAAGCUGUACAAGAAGAGCUUUUGAUUUUUCUUGUUUACCUCAAACUCUUCUCUCAUUUUAACUCUUUGGAGUACCGACAAAUCUAGGUGUUCCAAAGCAAAAUUGCCUGGUGAGAGGGAUCACAGUGGCCAGGCUGGGUCCACAGCCCCAGCUGUGGAGAAGUCAACAGCAGCCUGGCUUUAUGCACGUUUACUCACUCAUCUGAUGAAGUGUGAAGCCUAUAGAGGCACCGUGAGCUGCAGACAGAAGAAGGGGGGGGGAAUAAAAUGUCUGCUGGAACUUACCAGGUACGGUGGUGGUUUGGUUGGUUUUGUUUGUGCUGAAGAUGUGGAAGCAGAUGUCUUAUCUGUACGAGGGUUGUAGGCCUUGUGCAGGCUAGAGUAGCAAAAGCAGCGCGCUGUUAGUGGUGAUGGAGUUACUGGUCUCACCAACCACUUUUAUUCUAUAAUUGGCUUCUAUGAAGAGCCUCAAAAGUAAAUAAAGUAUAAAGAGUGUUAUUGGCAGAAGUAACAGCAGAUCUGGAGUCUGAAGAGCUUUCCAUCAUCACCAUCUCAGCCCUUCUGGCAGGGAUGUGGUGUUUGGCCACUGUCAUGCAGAAACUGGCUAAAAAUUGCACGGUGAUUUGAGAUGCAGAAAUGAGCUUCAGACUGUCCUAAAGGCUCCUUUUAUCAUUUUGAUUCUUGAGGUGUCAUAACAAGCAUCACUGCAGGCUGAAUCGUGUGAGGAAAGCCUAAGAAUAGCCAUUUUUUCCCCAGUGCUAUGUUUUCUUCUGGCCAGCAGCACUACAAAGCUCCAAAAGCUCCAUCCCAACCCUGCUCUGUGCUAUUCCAGGGAUUACAGAGAAGGGAAACCUCCUUUGUAGCAAAGCAAGAUCUGGCUUGAUAAAACAGUGCAAGCAAGACAAAAAAGGACAGUUGCGUCAGUGUAGCCUGUCAGGGCAACAAAACAAGUUUUCUACUUUUUCCACAGUAUCGAAUGUACUCAAGCUACCUUUGUUUUCAUUCCUAACACUGUUUACCUGGGAGUUAGUCGCAAAUUAGUCGAGGCCUUAGCAGACAGGUACGUAUGGCUGGAAGGUCUCGUGUCAGCAAUAUUCAAUGUACAAGACUGCUUAGCUUACAUUUAUUUGUAUUAAAGAAUAACGCAUUGGGCUCCUUUCCAAGCAUCUUAAAGACAAGAAAGGAGACCUAAUAUACGACUUGGGAACGGACCUGUUGUGGCAAGAGACUGUAUUAUAUUGUUAACAUUAUAAAUUCCAUUUACAAUACAGCAGCCAUUUCAUCCAUCAUUUAUUCAUGUAGACUAGAGGGAACAUCUCGCGUUUCUAGGACCACAGCUCUGCUUAUCCUUGGUGUUGUCACAGGCUGUGAAUAAAGAGCCCACCUCCAGUCACUGGCUGUUCCAGUCUCUCCUAUCUACAUGGAAAAGUAAACCGUGACAUCUCACCACACUUCAGUAACU
Molecule: messenger RNA, 8235 nt
Organism: Oxyura jamaicensis (ruddy duck)
Lineage: Eukaryota; Metazoa; Chordata; Aves; Anseriformes; Anatidae
Gene: NTNG2
Product: netrin G2
Exons: 13
Coding region: 1216-3216 (666 amino acids)
Source: RefSeq, a predicted model, not a curated record